AUGGAAAUUGAAACAAACCAACUAAUUAUAGUAACAAAGAAAGUAUGGAACACACUGCGUAUAAUUUUGUUCAUGUUAACAAAAAACAUAGCUAAAAGCAAAAUGGUAGCAGAAUUAAAUCUCUUGCUAAAACGUAGCAAACUCGCCGCCAUCAAAGCCAUAGCCAACACUCUAGCUCUCCGCCACCACUCGUCCGCCUCCUUCGUCUCUCCCAACGACUACGAGUUCAGCUGCAGCAACAGCCCCGCCGUCAUUAAAUUCCAUAACAAAAAUAAAAACCACCAUCAUGGCCGCCACCACAACGAUGUUUCCACCAUUCAAAAGGUUCUAGAAAUCCUUAAUGAAGUUGAUGCUUCUUUUUUUUCUUCUCCUUCUCCUUUAGUGACAUUUCCUGGAUUUGGAAAAAGUCCCAUUGGAAAAAAAAUUAGAGUCACCGAUUCUCCGUUUCCUCUAAAGGUAGAUGAAGGUGAUGAUCAUAGUCAUGUUGACGUUGCAGCUGAAGAAUUUAUUAAAAGGUUUUAUAAGAAUCUCAACUUACAACAAAAAUUAGCGUCGAUUAAGUCACCUUACAACAACUCCCAACAUAGAUAG
Messenger RNA from Medicago truncatula (barrel medic), 591 nucleotides. RefSeq lists its product as uncharacterized. The transcript has a single exon. The coding region runs from base 1 to 591 and encodes 196 amino acids. The record is from RefSeq and is a predicted model, not a curated record. NCBI's taxonomy places the organism in Eukaryota, Viridiplantae, Streptophyta, Magnoliopsida, Fabales, Fabaceae.